UAUUUUCCUGUUUACUUAAUAGUUUUUUCUGCUCAAAAUGUCUUUAAGGCGAUCAUUUAGCUAAAAAACAUAAUUAAAUUUAUAUGGUGAUAAAGUAAUGACAGAGCCCAGGCUGGUUUGUUUUGUUUCUGAGAUUAUCCACAAUAUCUUUAGCACAUUAACCUUGUUUCAACACCCAUCUCAGUCAGCAUUUAGAUCCUCACUCCCCUUUCCCUCAGACACUCAACCCCCCUCUCCCACCAACAAUAACCUUUUACCCAGAGAGCUUCUAUAGGCCCAGAGCAGGGGCAGUUCAGAGCAGAGCUGUUUGAUUCGUGCAGACUCAGGGAUAUGGUGAGAUGGCAGACGGGACUGGAAAUGUAUUGGCUGUGACCUGAGGCAGUGGGAGGAGACUUUGACAAUGAAUGUGCUGAGGACACAUGUUUACAAUGAUGGGAGAGAGGGGAAGAAUGGAGCAGCACAGGAUCACUGAACACUACGGUGCCCCUCUUAAACAGACUGACAGUCAAGGAAGCUAAUGCAAGUCUCAGCAGAAGGACGCUGGAGUGGCACAGUGUAAUGUGAGACGCAUGCAAAACAAUUAUUCAAUUAGUUAUCAACAAGGGCUGAUAGCAUUUGUUUUGUAUUUCACUGUUCUGUACUAAGUUCAAUACACUCUCCCUGUUCCCUACACACUUAAACAAGGGGGACAAGUCAUUACAAGGACUAACAGGAAAAACUGUGAAGAUAAUUUCUCAGGGAUGACCACUGCCCAGUUACUGGAAACUUCAUCCAAAGAGUCUGUGUUUGGUGCCCAGCCUUCCCAAAGGAUGGCGUCCACUGUGUCCGCAGUCCCCCAUGGUGUAUUUGGCCCCUCGCCCCCCCCUCCAGCUGUCUGGCCUCCUCUGGACUUCGCCCUGGGUGCUCUUGCCUGCUGCGCAGCCUGUGUGUUCACCAAUCCCCUGGAGGUUGUGAAGACUCGUCUGCAGCUUCAGGGAGAGCUGCGUGCACGGGGAUCCUACCAGAGACACUACCGUGGAGUCCUGCAGGCCCUCUGGGUGGUGGGCCGCACAGACGGGCUCCGGGGCCUGCAGAAGGGGCUCUCAGUCGGGCUGAUCUACCAGGGUGUGAUGAACGGUGUGAGGCUGGGCUCCUACUCCUAUUGUGAAGCUCUGGGUAUCACCUCAUUCCAUGGGGGGAGUCUGCUGUCAGGGGCAGGGGCUGGGGCGCUGGGUGCCUUCAUUGCCUCUCCUGCCUACCUGGUGAAGACCCAUCUGCAAGCUCAAACUGUGGAAGCCAUAGCAGUAGGUCACCAGCAUAACCAUCUGGGAGUCUCUGAUGCGUUUCUGACUAUCUAUAGAAGAGAAGGUUUAAUUGGUCUUUGGAGGGGUGUGAAUGGGGCUGUGCCUCGCGUCAUGGUGGGAUCAGCUGCUCAACUGGCAACCUUCACCUCGGCCAAGGACUGGCUGUCGCAUUCCCAGUGGUUCAGUCCAAACAGCUGGCUCACGGCUUUGAUAGCUGCCAUGAUCAGUGGAGUCGCUGUGGCUAUAACCAUGACACCAUUUGACGUCAUUAGUACGAGGCUCUACAACCAGCCGGUGGAUGAGUUUCGUAGGGGACGUCUGUACCAUGGAUUUUCAGACUGUAUGCUGAAGGUGUGCCAAGCUGAGGGCCUGUUGGGUUUGUACAAAGGCAUGGGCCCUGUCUUCCUGCGCUUGGCCCCACACACAGUGCUCAGCAUGCUGUUCUGGGAUCUGAUGAGGCAUCGGGCAGUGAAGGACAACCAGGGCCAGGGAAGGAGCUAAAACAUCCCAAAACCUGCUUAUAAUGACUGGACUCAGUUAUACUGUAGCUGUCAAAGUGCUCUAUCAAUUAAUGGAUCACUGAAUUUAAAGAAAAAGUUUGACAUUUUAGAAAAUACGCUUAUUUGCUGUCUUGCUGAGAGUUAGAUGAGAAGAUCGAUACCACUCUAAUGUCUGUACAGUAGUCAGAGCCAGCUAGCUGUGUCCCUCUGCCUCCAGUCUUUGUGCUGUAGUUUCAUAUUAACCGUAGAGACACGAGUGUUGUAUCGAUCUUCUCUUCUAAUUCUCCGUCAGAAAGCUAAUAAGCACGUUUCCCAAAGUGUCAGACUAUUCCUCUAAGUGAGACUCGUUUUGUCCCAGGAAGCAAGGAAGGUGGAUGAAUAUUCAGACACCCCACAGAAGAUGUUGCACAGACUCUGACAGACAUUUUGAGGAAGUCCUAUCAAAAGUCUCAAAUAUAUGAAGUUGUUGAUGAACUAUCAGGUUUUAACUUAAAAUACCUCAAAUGAUGAAUUUACAAGCUAUCUCUUGGGGUCGAUCAGAAAUGAGAGACAUGACUCGCACAUGGGCUGCAAGUAAAUCAAUGAAGUGCCGAUGACUUGAAGAACAAGUCUGGAUUAUUAAAACAGAAACUGUGUAUCCCAUGUUAAUUAUCCAGCGUGACUACUGUACUCUAUCACAGUUCAAUACAUAACUCUUGGUGCCUUGUCUAUUAUACGUAACAGAAGACAUCUGUUGGGAAUGUUCUUAUUUACUGACGUAUGAACUACUGGCACCUAAAGCCAAGAAUGCCAUUUGAUUUGAAAUUUUUAUUUACAGAAGUUUAACCUACGGGUACUUCAAGCCUUUGAACAGCAGUUGAUAAUAAUCAUAAUAAUAAUAAUAAUAAUAAAGUAAUUUUUUGUAUGAAAUGCAUUGAAUACGUUUUUUGUUUUGUUUUUUGUAUCCUCAGGGGCACAAGAGCUGCAUCUUUGAAACACAUGCUAUCUCAGAGGCAUUGUAAGCAAAGUGUGAUUUUACUCUGACCCAGCUAAAAGGUGUCUGAUUGUUCUGUAAACCCAAUCAUCUUUUUUGAGAGGACCUUCAGCCUCUUUCAUCAGGAAAUGGUGAGACGGACAACCAAAGUCAAAUCACAUUUGACCUUUGGAAGCUGAGCUUGGAGCGUACUCAGACCUGAUCAGCAGAAAGAUAUACAGGCAAACUGAAAUCGUUCCCAAAGGUUUGGCUCACAGGAAUUUAGCAUAAACUGACUUGUUCUUGGCUGUCAUUUCUGAACAGGUUUGAGAUUAUGGCAGCAUGAAUGAGAGACCAUAGUGCUUUUUGUGUGUCUCCUUGUGAAAACAUAAAAAUGUUUCUCCCCUUCUCUUGGAUCCUGGGAACUUCUGAAUGGACGCCUUUUGAUCCAAACCCAAUUGAUUGUUUUCUUCGAGGUCUUGUGGGUGCAUGUGGAAUAUCAGUGCUGUGCAACCUGAUGAGAGUUUACCACUUCAUUCAAACAUGCAG
Molecule: messenger RNA, 3284 nt
Organism: Xiphias gladius (swordfish)
Lineage: Eukaryota; Metazoa; Chordata; Actinopteri; Istiophoriformes; Xiphiidae
Gene: slc25a34
Product: solute carrier family 25 member 34
Exons: 7
Coding region: 741-1784 (347 amino acids)
Source: RefSeq, a predicted model, not a curated record